Messenger RNA from Kalmanozyma brasiliensis GHG001, 1218 nucleotides. Its product is annotated as Transketolase-like, pyrimidine-binding domain protein. The transcript has a single exon. The record is from RefSeq and is a predicted model, not a curated record. Gene Ontology annotation, molecular function: pyruvate dehydrogenase (acetyl-transferring) activity. Bases 1 to 1218 code for a protein of 405 amino acids. Gene Ontology annotation, biological process: pyruvate decarboxylation to acetyl-CoA. Lineage: Eukaryota; Fungi; Basidiomycota; Ustilaginomycetes; Ustilaginales.
AUGGCCGCCGCUCGCUCCGCUUUCGCCUCGUUGGCCCGUGUCCAGGCCGCCAACCGAUCUGGUCUCCGAUCGCUCUCCACCACCACAGCUGCCAAGCAGCCCUCGCGUCUCCUCGAAAAGGCAACAUCGUCCCCCGUCGCAAGCUCGUCUCGUCUCACCACCAACCCUGCCGCACUCACCGCCUUCAUCCCCUCCAGCACCCGCAAUGCUUCCACCGACGGCAAGCCCCAGGAGAUGACUGUUCGUGAUGCCUUGAACUCGGCCAUGGAGGAGGAGAUGCUCCGCGACGACAAGGUCUUCAUCCUCGGUGAGGAGGUUGCCCGCUACAACGGUGCUUACAAGAUCACUCGUGGUCUCCUCGACAAGUUCGGCGAGAAGCGUGUCAUCGACACUCCCAUUACCGAGUCCGGUUUCGCUGGUUUGGCGGUCGGUGCUGCUCUUUCCGGCCUUCGACCCGUCUGCGAGUUCAUGACAUUCAACUUUGCCAUGCAGGCCAUUGACCAGAUCAUCAACUCUGGUGCCAAGACCUACUACAUGUCCGGUGGUAACGUGCCUUGUCCUGUCGUCUUCCGUGGUCCCAACGGUGCUGCCGCUGGUGUCGGUGCCCAGCACUCGCAGGACUACGCUGCCUGGUACGGCUCCAUCCCCGGUCUCAAGACCAUUUCGCCUUGGUCCGCAGAGGACUGCCGUGGUCUGCUCAAGUCGGCCAUCCGCGACCCCAACCCGACUGUCUUCCUCGAGAACGAGAUCCUCUACGGUCAGCUCUUCCAGAUCUCUCAAGAGGCGCUUUCGGAUGACUUCACCAUCCCCAUCGGUAAGGCCAAGAUCGAGCGACCAGGAAAGGAUAUCACCAUUGUCUCGCACUCGAUCGGCAUGAACUACGCCAUGGAGGCCGCCGAGAUUCUCAAGAAGGAGGAGGGUGUCGAGGCAGAGGUCAUCAACCUCCGAACCAUUGCUCCCAUGGACGUCGACACUAUCAUCGAGUCGGUCAAGAAGACCAACCGCAUCGUCACUGUCGAGAGCGGCUUCCCUCAGUUCUCGGUCGGCGCUGAGAUUGCUACCACCGUCAACGACUUCGCUUUCGACCACCUCGACGCUCCCGUUGAGCGUGUCACUGGUGCUGCCGUGCCCACCCCAUACGCAGCCAACCUCGAGAAGCUCUCGUUCCCCGACACUCCCAUCGUCGUCCGUGCUGCCAAGCGCGCUCUGUACAAGUAG